CCAAACAAGAACACGCGAAAGAACUUAAAGGAAUAACAACAAUGGGCAUCGCUGGAUCGAUCGAUCCUCGUGAGCGGCCAUUUCCAUCGCGGCAUCAAAUGUAGCUGUGGCGAUCGGCACAGCGCUAGCAUUUCGCGGAUGCCGCGCAAAUCGGGUAAUAGCCGCAUUGAUCUAGCGUAGAAAUCGAGCGCCAGAGCUAGGGAUCCGGGCAUUCCGAGCGAUGUCUUGGAUGAAGAUGGCGUCGGCGCGGCAAGGUCUGGACAGAUCCAAGGCCAGGAUGCAGAUAUUACGGAAGCCCUUCUUCCACUUCGUGCUGUGCUUCUUCGUGGGAUUUGGAAUCGGCCUCACGCCUCUCAGCAGCGGCGGCGGCAGCGCUCGCGAGCAGCAGCGGCCGCGAGAUUCUUUCACGGCCGCCAAGAGAAUCGCGACGGAAGAACAGGUUGUGAUUCUGGAUUCGUCCUCGCCACUGGAAAUCUCCGCGAAUUCCUCGAGAUUUCCAGGGCAGGGAAGAAUGCCACUCCAGGAUCCAAAGAAGCUCCUCAUCAUCGUCACGCCAACGUAUACACGGCCAUUCCAGGCGAUGUAUUUAACGCGAUUGGCGCACACUCUCAAGCUCGUGGAUCCGCCGCUCUUGUGGAUCGUCGUGGAGAUGCCGGGGCAAUCCUUGGAGACCGCGUCGCUGCUCAGGAAGACUGGGGUCAUGUACAGGCACUUGGCUUGCGAGAAAAACCUCACCAACAUCAAAGAUCGAGGCACCCAACAACGAAACUUGGCGCUCCAGCACAUCGAGAUUCAUCAGCUGGAUGGAAUCGUCUACUUCGCGGACGAUGACAACUUCUACUCGCUGGAACUCUUCGACCAACUGCGUGAAAUCAAGAGAUUUGGCACUUGGCCAGUGGCGAUGCUGGCUCACAGCAAAUCCAAGACCAUCCUGGAGGGCCCCGUUUGCGAUGGCCACAAGGUGACGGGCUGGCACACCAACGAGAAGAGCAAGCGAUUGCGAAGAUUUCACGUCGAUAUGUCCGGCUUUGGAUUCAACAGCACCAUUCUCUGGGAUCCCAGGAGGUGGAAGCGGCCAACAACGCAACCAGUUCGUCAGCUCGACACUGUCAAGGAAGGAUUCCAGGAGACGACUUUCAUCGAGCAGCUCGUGGAGGAUGAGAAUCAAAUGGAAGGACUUCCCAGCGGCUGCUCCAAAAUCAUGGUGUGGCAUCUCCAUCUCGAGUCGCAGAUCGCGAGCUAUCCACCAAACUGGAAGAUGGACAAGUUCUUGGAGCCUGUGAUUCACUUGUAGCACAGAGACACAGGGACGGACACUCACACACGCACGCUAGCAAUUUAUACUUUACAAUAGGAUAGAUAGAUUUACGCCUCUCUUGCCCCGCGUUUAGUAGGAGUAUAAAAUCUUUCCAGCCCAAAUUUAUCCAAGCGUAAACAUUGUUGGUUGCAACCAUGCUCACGUAUCUCGCGAUCGUUCUAAUGAAUAUUCUAAAGAUAAAGAAUAUUCUUGAGAA
Messenger RNA from Selaginella moellendorffii, 1514 nucleotides. Its product is annotated as probable beta-1,4-xylosyltransferase IRX9H. Gene Ontology annotation, cellular component: Golgi membrane. Gene Ontology annotation, molecular function: galactosylgalactosylxylosylprotein 3-beta-glucuronosyltransferase activity; xylosyltransferase activity. NCBI's taxonomy places the organism in Eukaryota, Viridiplantae, Streptophyta, Lycopodiopsida, Selaginellales, Selaginellaceae. The transcript has 3 exons. Gene Ontology annotation, biological process: plant-type secondary cell wall biogenesis; glucuronoxylan biosynthetic process. The coding region runs from base 221 to 1294 and encodes 357 amino acids. The record is from RefSeq and is a predicted model, not a curated record.